UGGCCUAGCUUUGUCUUCUUCACACAACAGAACCACCUGCCGUUUUGGCGCCCUGAUGCUGUGCACCUUCUCCUAUCACGCCGUAUACGGCUUGGCUUGGCUUCGUCGGAGGGGAUCGACCGGAGCCGUACGCGCGAUCCUCCCGUGCUCUUCUUCUUCCACGUUGCGCGCGUAGCUAGCACCUUCUGCUUGCGCACCACCGUGCCCGUGCAAUUCGGCAGCCACAAGCAUGUGGACCACAACAAACUUCAUCACACACACACGGCCGGGAUGGGAGCAAGCCAGCAAGCAAGCCGUGCGAUCUUCUCUUCUCCCUCCGUUUUCUCUUCCUCUCUGCCUCCACACGUCGGCCUCCCGUUGCUCCGCUUUGCUUGUUCCUCCGGGCUUCUCCCUGCGGUGCGCGUCGCCAGCGUGCUGCACCACCACGGCCACACGCGCCGCCGUGCACGCCCGGCAACCUCGACACCGUCAAGCUCCCUGCUUCAUCUCCGGUCGGCCACCCUGCAAGUUCUCCGCGCGCUGCUCAUCUUCGUCGACGCCCGCUGCUCGUCGCCUCAAAGGCACGCCCUUGUUUCAGCCCAACUCCGCUGCGUCCCAAGGUUCAUCACAUGCAUGCAACGACGACCCCCUCCGCGAUGGUCUACGUUGUCCUCGCGCCUCGGCCAAGCGCCGCGUCGCCGACUCAGCACCACCUCAAGAUCGCCGUCCUCCGCAUGCUGUAGGUUCUGUCCGUGCUCGACGGCAGCAGCGCACACUGGCGCUCUCCGUCUCCGACUGCGUCGUCUACGUCUUCGUACACGAGAGAGCGCACGACACGCCCGAAUGUCUCCGAGCAUGUCUGCCUCCGUCUCAAUGCACAUCACCACACCAUCGGCCUCGUCCGACUCCAGAUCGUGGCAACUGCUCGCCGUGUCCCCGCCUAACUCGAGCGCACCUUCGUCACCGUUCGUCCCGUCUGCGUCGUGCAGCACUGCAGCCAGAAGGACCUCGCUCGUCAGAGACCCCGGCGCCACAUCUGCAGCAGAUCCCAGUCAGUGUCUGGUCAGCAGCACCCAGACCCGCGCGUCAGUGACCCGGGCUCGUUCCCUUCGCAUUUGCUUCUUCCCGGAUAGGAUCGCGAAGUGGUGCGGUGAGAUACGAUGAGUUCUCCGAAUGUUCCUAGGCAGGUAUGAAGUUAUGUUCGAUGAAGACGAGGUUAGCAAGGUUACCCUUCCGGCUUGGCCUGGGCAGGGUUAUGGACACCACUGGUUAUCUUCAGGACUCUUAUUCCAAUUUGUAUCUUGUCCGUACUCGGACGUAUUCGAUCUUCUGUAUGAUUUGAAUCUUUGUAUUGUAUAUUUUUAUCUUGACUCGAUGGAGUCAUUGUUUUAAUAUAUCUAUUCUUGUGGGCUCUAUUGUAAUCCUGUUGUAAUGUUACCGCUCGUGUUAAUUCCUCCGGCAUCACGUGUGUGAUCCGUCGCGCACGUCGUGUCGGAGGGCGUCUCUGGAUCGAUAUCAUGCGGAUUUCGGCGGAUUCGCUGGGAUCCUCAUGGUACCGGUUU
Molecule: messenger RNA, 1541 nt
Organism: Lolium perenne
Lineage: Eukaryota; Viridiplantae; Streptophyta; Magnoliopsida; Poales; Poaceae
Source: RefSeq, a predicted model, not a curated record